Podarcis lilfordi (Lilford's wall lizard) is the source of this 345-nucleotide messenger RNA. NCBI's taxonomy places the organism in Eukaryota, Metazoa, Chordata, Lepidosauria, Squamata, Lacertidae. The record is from the annotation of a GenBank genome assembly.
AUGCAGGUACGUACGUCAAAAGCCUUCAGGCUGCCCCUUUUAGGCCCACCCUGCAAGCUGCCCAGGGGACAAUCAGGCAUCUGAACACAUUAGCGAUCUAGAGAACAGAGUUGGGCCGUAGUACAGCUGAUCCUAGCAGGCUUUGCACUUGGCAUGGAUCAGGUGAUUGGUUCUGAAUUGCAAGCCUUGUUUUGGCAGGAAUUGGAUGCAUUCUGGGAUUCCUCUAGCUCCAAGGAGGCUGUAGCUAGUGGUACCAAAAGCCGGCCAGCCCAAGACCACCCAAUGGAGGGUCAACCGGCUUCAGCUGGACUGCAGGUGGCCCUGCUUGAGUUCUUUCAAGGAUAG